This is a messenger RNA of Polychytrium aggregatum, 3384 nucleotides long. Its product is annotated as male sterility protein-domain-containing protein. Bases 62 to 3325 code for a protein of 1087 amino acids. The transcript has 11 exons. Lineage: Eukaryota; Fungi; Chytridiomycota; Chytridiomycetes; Polychytriales. The record is from RefSeq and is a predicted model, not a curated record.
UGACCCGCCCUCGUCCGCCCUGGCUGCCCCUUUCUCCUCCGCACCGCUCCCACAGUCCCCCAUGGUCCUGAGUUGUUUCGGGCACCGAAAACUGCGGAGGACCCGCUCGUCGGCCGUCCGGGCCCCAGUCGAGUCUGCUCUCGAGUCUGCACUCGAGCCGCCUCGCUCGCAUUCCCUGCCGAGGCUGUACGAGGACUGCAUCGAGCCCUGGCAACAUCCCGUCCAGGCUCUCGUCCAGCUCGCCCGCCAGCAGCCCAGUCCCGUCGCUCUCCACAGCCGUGAGGGCGACCGGGUCCAGGCCUUCACCUAUCGCCAGCUCUGGGAUCGGUCCUAUUCGAUUGCUCGGGGUCUGGCCAAUCUGCCGGGUUGGUCCAGCGACGAUGGCAUCGUGGCGCUCCACUGCCCGCCCGAUGCGCACUGGGUGUUCUUCACAUAUGCCCUCUGGAUUCUUGGAAAGAGACCUCUUAACUUUGGCCUGGAUUGGCCGCCCACUACUCGAAACAUUAUAGCAGAAAGACACUCCAUCAAGUUCAUUCUUUACUCAUCUCUCGAACCCGGGAGAAUCGAAAACGUCACGGCCGUGGACGGGAGACUGCUCCCGCUCCUGGGGCCGAUACCUCAUCCAUCACUCGACCUCUGUGCUGCAUCGCCCGAGAUGAUUGCCUAUUUGGCGACCUCUGGCACCACAGGCUUACCAAAGACCUUCCCGGUGCCCUACACCAUGCCCUCACCCCUGCGGAUCUUUUGGGGUGUGACCAGCGGAAGCACUGGUGUCUUUCAGAUGCCCUCCUUUGGUGUUUCGGUUGCCUCGCUCGUGCUCUCGAUCAACACCUGCGGGUCCAUGAUGGUGUCCAGUUCCUCCAUGGACCCGCUUCAAAAGGCCGCCGACGUCAUCUUCUGGCUUGACAAGGGCAUGCAGAUUCUGCAGACAACGCCUUCCUUUCUCAAGGUGGUUCUCCGAAUGGCCCAGAUCCACCAAAGUGCGGUGGUUUGGCCUGCUGUCACCCGCCUUGUGCUGGUUGGAGAAAUGAUCCCUCCAUCGCUCGUCAAGACCGCCAAGGCAUUCUUUCCCAGCGCCACGAUUCACUGUGGCUACGGGUCCAUUGAGAUGGGCGUCAUCCGGGCGUUUGGCUUCUGCACCAUCGACCCAGACGCCCCUGCUCCCUCGAAGCUCGUGUACUCGAUUGCGAACCCCAACGUCCGCCCCUUCCUCCUCGACGAUGAGGGGAGCGUCGUCGAUUCAAAUGCCGCACGCUCCGGGAUACUGUGCCUCGCCCUUCCCAAGGACCAUCAUGUCCGAUUCCAUGCGAGCUUUGUUCACUGCGACCGCGCCGAUCCUCUGUCCCCCUUUGGGUUUCUUGAAGACGGAUCUCCGUGCGUACGCACCAUGGAUGAAGUCGAGUUGGUUGGCAAUGAACAGUUUGUCAUCCUGGGGAGAUUCGGCCGCAAGGUCAAGAUCAACGGUGUAUUUGUCGAUCUGCAGUAUCUGGAAAGCAUGCUCCUGGAAAAGAUGUGCGAGGUGCUCGUCGAUUGCACCCUUGUCCAGACUCUUGAGCUCAAGAUUGUGCUCUUUUUCGUCUUGAAGCAAGUCACGGCCCCCGGCCUUGGUCCGCGGCAGGUGCUGGAUCUGGCUGCGAGCGUGUUCGCUCUCCGAAACGUACCCAACGUGCCCCUCCACAACUGCAUCCCCUUGGACUGCAUCCCACUGACGGACUCUGGCAAGCGCGACCAACGAAGGCUGCAGGAGAUUGCCGAGCGAGCAGACCUCCAGGGCCUGGCCAUCUCGUAUCCCCUGAUCGACGACUAUCAAACGCCGCUGUCGCGCGUUGCUCUGAGGAUUGCCCAGCUCGGGAGCCAGAUCAUCGACUCUCAGGAGCUCGAAAGGCGCAACUAUUACAUUGCCGGGGUUGGCUUUGAUUCGCUCAGUGCCAGUCGGCUGUCCUUGGCCCUCAAGACCGAGUAUUGCGUCGAGGUUCCGCCACCGAUCUUACUCUCCCACGGCAUGACGCCCAACAACGUUGCCCAGAUCAUCCUCGACAUUUCCGACAGUCGGCCGUUCAACCCAGCUGCUGUGGAUCUCGCCGCCGAGGUUGCGAAGCGUGACGAUCCCUCUGUGACUGCAAACGGCCUUCCUCCGUUUGUGUUUCCGGCAUCGCCUCGGGCCAUCUUGCUCACAGGCGCGACGGGGUUUCUGGGCGCCUUCCUGCUUUUUGAACUGGCCGCCAAGUUCCCCGCCGCCCAAAUUGUAUGCCUCGUUCGCGCUCCCGACGAGCCGUCGGCCAAGAUGCGUGUUGAGCGAGCAGCCUGGAACUUUGUCGUCGCCUCGCGAGACCAGAGCGCUUCUCGCUUCCGUAUCAUGGACCGAGUCACAUGCAUCUGCGGCGAUCUGUGUCUCCAGCAGUGGGGAAUCUCUGACCAGCGAUGGGCACAGCUGGCGAAGGACAUUGACGUUAUCGUCCACAACGGCGCCAAGGCCCACUGGCUGCAGAGCUACGAACGACUCUGCCGUGCCAAUGUCGAGGGCACGAUCACGGCGCUCCGCCUGGCAACAACGCACCAUCUCAAGGUCGUUCACUACAUCUCCACGACCGGGACGCUCCCGGCGUCGGGUGCAUACCGAGAGCGCCUCUCCGAGUCAGUCUACGCGCAGUCUGAUGUAUCUGGCGGAUACGCACAAACCAAGUGGGCCUCUGAGCAACUGAUCAACAAGGCACGGUCCCGCGGAGUGCCUGCGACGAUUAUCCGUCCAGGGGUCGUUGGCGGGGACAGCAUCUACGGAGUCUCCAACACCAAGGAUUCCAUCUGGAAGUAUAUCCGCGGAUGCAUCGAGAUUGGCGCAGCCCCGUCGCAUGUGAGCGUCGUGUCGGUCAACAUGGACCCCGUCGACCUGGUUGCCCAAAUUGUCGCAGCGAUCGUGGCCUCUCCCGAAUCGCUAUCCCGAUUCGUCUUCCACGUCAGCGAUUUGACUAGCCGCAUCUCCGAGCGGGAUAUCUUUGAGGCCGUCACCAGUCUCGGGUGGAAUGUGAUGUUCCAAACCCGCGGCCAGUUCCGACAGCUCCUGGUGACCUCAGCCAACCGCCGCAGCAACGCCCUCUUUCCGCUGAUGGACAUGGUCAUGUCGCUUUCAUUCACGCUCGACUCGACCAACACCAACUCAAUCUUUACUGGAAUCAGACCCACUGCGAUCAACACCCUGCGCGCCAGCCUUCGUUACCUGGAGUUGGUCAAGUAUCUCCCCGCUUCUGCCUCACGACUGAUGACAAGCGAUAGCAUUUCGUCCCAAUCGUCUCGAUCAUCUGCGCCGAUGGAAGGCGGGGCUGCGUGAUGCUGCAAACGCAGCGUCUGUUGCAUAGCCCUGUCUCUCCUUCCCGUCCCCUCUCCGAU